Cornus florida is the source of this 1244-nucleotide messenger RNA. Its product is annotated as caffeoylshikimate esterase-like. Lineage: Eukaryota; Viridiplantae; Streptophyta; Magnoliopsida; Cornales; Cornaceae. Bases 73 to 1086 code for a protein of 337 amino acids. Gene Ontology annotation, cellular component: membrane. The record is from RefSeq and is a predicted model, not a curated record. The transcript has a single exon. Gene Ontology annotation, molecular function: lipase activity.
UGUGUUCAUGCUCAUUGUUCCUUAGUUUCCAAUAUUGUUGAGAAAAAAAGCAGAGACAUAUAGUAAUAUAAUAUGGCUCACCCAAUUCACCAAGCAAAUGAAAACAGCCCUUAUGGAGACCUCACAAGGGAAGAGUUCUACAAAAAGCACCAUAUACUCCAUGAACAGAGCUUCAUGUUGAACCAGCAAAACAUGAAAAUAUUCACUCAGUCUUGGCGCCCUAAUUUGGCUCCUCGGCUUCGAGGGCUUGUAGCCAUGGUUCAUGGCUACAACUCCGAGAGCAGCUGGCUCUUCGAGCUGAAUGCAGUAGCCAUAGCCAAAGCCGGGUUCUACGUCUGCGCUCUUGACCUCCAAGGCCAUGGCUGCUCGGAUGGCUCACCGGGGCACAUCCCCAACAUCCGUCCGGUGGUCGAGGAUUGCAUAGAGUUCUUUGACUCAGCUCGAGCCGACCAUCCAAAGCUCCCGGCUUUUAUAUACGGUGAAUCACUGGGAGGUGCAAUUGCUACACUCAUAUGCCUGAAACAAAGAUACCAAUGGGAUGGUUUGGUGCUAAAUGGAGCCAUGUGUGGAGUUUCGAAGAAGUUCAAGCCGGCUUGGCCACUCGAGAAGCUGCUUCCGGUGGCGGCUCUCUUCGCGCCAAAUUGGAGAAUAGUGAUCUCAAAGCCGGUUGCUAGUAAAUCAUACAAGGAGGAGUGGAAGAGAAGGCUGGUGGCGAAGAGUCCGAGCCGCCGGACCGGUGGGAAGCCGCCGGCCGCGACCGCCCUCGAGUUUAUGAGAGUGUGCGAGUAUAUCAAGAGGAAUUGCCAUGGCUUGGAGGUUCCGAUGUUGGUCGUGCAUGGUGGGGAUGACACGGUUUGUGACCCAAACUCUGCUAGGUUUGUGCAUGAAUCAGCAGCUAGUAAAGACAAGAGUGUGAAGAUUUUUUCGGGUAUGUGGCACCAACUGAUUGGUGAGCCAAAUGAGAGUGUGGAGUUGGUGUUUGGGACUGUACUUUCAUGGAUUGGAGAGCGAGCUGACAAGGCCAAGACCAACUCAUGCCCAUUGAUGCCAAGUCUAGAUUUGGAGUAUGCCAUAUUGACAAAGUAGAAGAUUGUGACCGAUUAAAUCUUGGUCACUCUCAAAAAUAAAAUUUACCAUUCGACAGGAAUACUUACCUUCUUUUUUUCCCAAUGUUUUCCUACAUUUUAGAUCUUAAAGAAAUAAUUUAAUUGACAAAGUCUUCAAUGUAAUUUUUUUUUUUUUUU